GACAAUUUCCAACGUAGUACAUAUCAUUCAGUUACACUACGUGUUCUUAUCGUAUUGGUUUCCUUUUCACCUGUUCCUUACUUAACCCUUCUUCUCUUUCCCCUUCUCAUUUCCAUACCUUAUUCUUCACACUUCUCAUGGCUGAAAAGGUCACUGUAAUGAGACUCAAGGUUGAUCUCCAGUGCCACAAAUGCUACAAGAAGGUCAAGAAAAUUCUCUCCAAAUUCCCUCAAAUUCGAGACCAGUUUUAUGACGAGAAGAAUAACAUCGUCACCAUAACGGUGGUAUGCUGUAACCCGGAGAAGCUGAGGGACAAGAUUUGCUGCAAAGGAUGUGGGAUUAUCAAAAGCAUUGAAAUCGUCGAACCGCCCAAGCCCAAACCACCCGAGAAGCCUAAGCCCGAAAAACCCAAGCCCGAAAAGCCCCCUCCCCCGAAUCCGCCCCGUCCAGAGCCGGUGCCUCCGCCUCGUCCAGAGCCGGUGCCUCCGCCCCGUCCAGAGCCGGUGCCUCCGCCNCCGGUGCCUCCGCCCCGUCCAGAGCCGGUGCCUCCGCCUCGUCCAGAGCCGGUGCCUCCGCCCCGUCCAGAGCCGGUGCCUCCGCCCCGUCCAGAACCGGUGCCUCCGCCCCGUCCAGAACCGGUGCCUCCGCCCUGUCUAGGGCCGGUGGCUCCGCCCACUCCAUUGCCGGUGCCUUGUCCUUGGCCAGCGCUGCCGCCAAGGCCGCUUCCGAUCGGAGUAUGCUGUGUACCAUGCUAUGAAGGUCAUGGAGGUGGACCAUGCUUUGAUGGGCACGGUGGGCCACCACCAUGUUAUGGAAGACCUAUUUGCGACAGUUACGGUGGGUGCAGGCCCUGUUACGUGAGCCGGUGCGAUGAAUAUUUCUGUGAAGAUAACACCUCUGCCUGCUCAAUUAUGUGAUGGUCAUCUCCAGGAUCACCUUCUGUUUAUUCAUCGAUUCUGUGAGCCGUGUUGUGCCGCUCAUGCGUAUGCAAUCAUGAAUCCAAGGAAUAAUAAUCUUCUUUGUCUUUUGUGAGUACAAAUUACUUACAAUUCUAUUGCAUGUUACCUGAAAUAUCUUACAUGUUCAUCAAAAGUCUUGAUUAAUAAAGUUUCUCUGGUAAAAGUCAGUUUCCAUUG
Molecule: messenger RNA, 1136 nt
Organism: Vigna radiata var. radiata (mung bean)
Lineage: Eukaryota; Viridiplantae; Streptophyta; Magnoliopsida; Fabales; Fabaceae
Product: keratinocyte proline-rich protein
Exons: 3
Coding region: 138-917 (259 amino acids)
Biological process (GO): regulation of defense response to fungus
Molecular function (GO): metal ion binding
Source: RefSeq, a predicted model, not a curated record